This is a messenger RNA of Pelmatolapia mariae (spotted tilapia), 827 nucleotides long. Its product is annotated as small integral membrane protein 11-like. Lineage: Eukaryota; Metazoa; Chordata; Actinopteri; Cichliformes; Cichlidae. The transcript is spliced from 3 exons. Bases 72 to 275 code for a protein of 67 amino acids. The record is from RefSeq and is a predicted model, not a curated record.
CUUCUUCUCGCGACCAUUAAUAGCUCUCUGGCUGCUGACUGAGAACGACUGCAUCAUCACAGGAGCGAAAAAUGAUUAACUGGAAGGCUUUGGACAACGUCCCCUUGCUUUUCUACAUCUUAGCCCUGAAGACGCUGCUGCUGUGUCUGGGGUUUGCUGGGGUGAAGAUCUACCAGAGUAAGAAAGCAGAGGCGGCCCUGAAGAAGCAGCAGGCUGAGAAGAGGAGGCUGGCCCAGCAGACGCAGGAGCUCAUCAAUAACCUGAAGGAAGACUGACGAGUGGAGGGAGAGGAGCAGAAGCUGCUGUACACGGGGAAGAGCUGGGAAACAUCUUACCGACAAGAGCUACAAGCCACUUUCUCCAAAUAUGAUGAAGAUGUGUGAUUUUCAGCAACAGGGACACUUUCCUGGGUUUCAGGAAAUGAUUUGUGGUUAAAGUAGCAGAACUGUCGAGCACAUUUUUAUAUUUCAAGGUGCCAUUUUUUUUUUAAAAAGGAAAAUAUGACAGCCAAAAACAACAACAAAAACCCAAAAAACUCCAAAACAUGCAAACUUCAGUAUGAAUACUAAGAUGAGAGGACAGGGAUGAGGUAAAGCUUGCUCAUUGAUCCAGUGUUGGCUGUAUGCCACAUACAUGAUCUGCUGAGGCGGUCAUUCAGGCUCCAUGCAGAUGAACUCAACACUUCCUUUGCUUUGUACCCUGUGCAAGUCUGUCAGAUUGGUGUAUUUAUAUGAAUAUGACGCAGUGGUUUUUUUCCCUGUAAAAUUCUCUGUAAACUAUAAACCAAAACUGUGUUUCUGUUUUUUUAUAAUUAUAUUAAAUUCAAC